This is a messenger RNA of Rosa rugosa (rugosa rose), 1487 nucleotides long. RefSeq names its product probable cyclic nucleotide-gated ion channel 10. The transcript has 5 exons. NCBI's taxonomy places the organism in Eukaryota, Viridiplantae, Streptophyta, Magnoliopsida, Rosales, Rosaceae. The coding region runs from base 185 to 1240 and encodes 351 amino acids. The record is from RefSeq and is a predicted model, not a curated record.
ACACUAAUUGUUGAUAAGUUCAUAGACACAGACAAAAAGGGCUCCGAAGGAGCACGAUCGACCUUCUAGUCUAACUAGUUCAGUUUCUGCUACUACUCGAUCGAUCUUCGUUUUAUCCAAACUCAUCACUCCUCGAUAGUUGUGAGUUCAGAGGAGGAUAUAAGAUCCUAAAUUGCCUUCAGUUAUGGAGCACAACUACUCCAACGAUGGGGCAUCGGAGACGAGGUUAAGUAUUCAAGAUUGGAAUCAUCAGGAUUUGGAGGGGAAAUCAAAGAGUCUUUUCAAAGCCUAUUUCAUUUCUGGUCGGAGAUAUGGUCCAGGGGAUGCGAUAUUUGUAGUGUCCUGUGCUGUUGGUUUCUUUGUAGAUCCUUUCUUCUUCUACAUUUGGAACAUCAACGACGAUAUCAAGUGUCUAAGCACAGAUAGCAGGUUGAGGAUGUUAUUUCUUGUUUUACGAUCUGUUGUAGAUUUCUUCUAUGUAGCGGCCUAUAUGCGAAAUUGUGGCAGACGUAAUUCCAGCGACACAUCUUGGUUCAUUCAACUAUUUCGCUUUAUCGGAGCUGUUGAUGUUACUUCUCCCAUCCCACAGGUAGUUUUGCUGUCCAAUGGCGCAUUUUCUGUUCUUUCGUCUGCUAGUCUAAUGCUUUUACUUGUCCAAUAUGUUCUACGGAUUAGUCACAUCUACGAAUGGGUCAAGCAUAUUAACAUCGACACUCGUAUAGGAAGAUUGGUUAAAGGGGUAUUGGAUUUUUGUCCUUUCAUCCUUACUGCUCAUUUAUUCGGAGCCAUGUGGUACUUUUUGGCUAUUAAAAGAGAGACAAGGUGUUGGCUGAAAGCCUGUCAAAAUGUUGAAGGAUGUUAUCUUGCAACUGAUCAUGAUUUUUCCUGCGGCAGAAAUGGGUUUAAAGUGAAUAAUAUCACCAUUGUAAACAGAUUAUGCCCUACAAAUCCAUCAAAUGCAUCGGCGUUGGACUUUGGUAUAUAUCUUGAUGUUAUUAAGUUUGGUACAACGAGGACAACAAAUUGCGGACCAAAGCUAUUGCAAUGCUUCUCAUGGGGUUUGCGAAAUUUGAGUUCUUUAGGUUCAAACCUGGAGCCGAGUAAGCAUGAAUGGGACAACAUAUUUGCGAUUUUCAUUUCUAUAAGCGGCAUAAUACUAUUUUUGAUAUAUCUCAACGAAAAUCUGCAGGUUGGUGUUAAUUUUUUAUACAAAAUGUUCUCUCUAGACUCUAGUUAUUAACCUCAAAGCUUCUCCCGCCCAUAUGUAGAUAAACAAAUCUUUGCUUUCUUGUUGUGAUGCAACGUCUAUUAACAUGUUGAAAUCUCUUCUUACGUCUCUUGAUUGAGAAAGUCUAGAAUACAUUAAUGUAUAUGUACAUCAAUUAACCAUGGUAAACCAACUCCAUAUAGCCAUAGAUAAAGCUCCAUCAGUUGUAGACUAGCUUGAAACUAAGCUAAUCUAGUUUACCACUGCAUGGAGUCAGUCU